AUGUCUUAUCCAAUGAUAGCAGCAAUUAGUAUUAAUAAUGAAUUUUUUGUAAUCUCCUUAUUAUUAUUCAAUGCUAUUCGAGCACAACUUGUUAAUGAAGAUUGUUUAACGUCCACAUUAUUAUCAUGUUUUGUUAAUGCACGACUUGAUAAUGAUGAAGUUUAUCUUUUAUUAAAUCGUCCUUGUGAACUUCAUUUACCAAUCGAAGUGUUGAUUUCCCCUAGUACUAGAAACAACAACAACAAAAAAAAAAAAUCACAGAAUGUUUAUAUGUUGUAUCGAAGAAAUUCUAAUAAAUCUUUUAAGGAGCGAAAGGACCAAGGAAAGGUUUCGGGUAUAACUGGAAAAUCUUGGGGUGAGGAAUCGUGCGAAGUAAAAAAAUACUUUGGAAUAUUAGCGAAACUGGCUGCUGAGAAAUUUAAAAUGUAUCCUCAUAAAAUUUCGGGAGAUCAACAACCACAACCAGAACAAGAACUACCACAACAAAUACCAAAUGAAAUUAAUAAUAACCAUUGUUCAAUUACAUUCCAUUAUCUGCCUUACACAAAAGACGCGUCGCCAAGUUCAACUCCGUAUAAUGAAGCUACUCAAGUCGAUCCUAUUACUGAAAAUGCAACUCCAGUAUUACAAACAAAUUUAUCGGAUAACUUUGAAUCUCGUUAUGUGAUUGAUGGUAAUGACAAUAUUCCACAAGAAUUUUUACAAGUUCAAGAAAAUAAACUAAUUCUACAAGAUAUAGAAACGCAACUUG
Messenger RNA from Entrophospora candida, 751 nucleotides. NCBI's taxonomy places the organism in Eukaryota, Fungi, Glomeromycota, Glomeromycetes, Entrophosporales, Entrophosporaceae. The record is from the annotation of a GenBank genome assembly.